Messenger RNA from Penicillium manginii, 939 nucleotides. RefSeq names its product glycosyltransferase family 8 protein. NCBI's taxonomy places the organism in Eukaryota, Fungi, Ascomycota, Eurotiomycetes, Eurotiales, Aspergillaceae. Gene Ontology annotation, molecular function: glycosyltransferase activity. The record is from RefSeq and is a predicted model, not a curated record. The coding region runs from base 1 to 939 and encodes 312 amino acids. The transcript is spliced from 3 exons.
AUGGCUUCCGGCGUGCCUGAAUUAGGGGGAUCCAAAGUCUGGAGCACUCUGAUAACAAAAACCACGUAUUUGUCUGGCCUGUUGACUCUCGAUUACUCGCUUAAAAAGGCUGGAUCGAAGUAUCCUCUCCUUGUUCUUUACACAGAUUCAUUCCCUGCAGAGGGACACAACGCUCUGGACUCGAGGAAAAUAGCGAAACGGCGUGUACCAUAUCUUCUCCCAACGACCUCGAAAGAUUACACCAACGAUGCGCGAUUCAACGACUGUUGGACCAAGCUCACAUCUUUUUCUCUUACCGAAUAUGAUCGCGUUGUUCAGCUUGACAGUGACAUGCUGGUCCUUCAAAAUAUGGAUGAGUUAAUGGAUAUUCCUCUGGAUGCGCCAAGCAAGAAUGGAACAGGUGACCGAGUGUUUGCCGCUAGCCACGCAUGUCUCUGCAAUCCGCUUAAUAAACCUCAUUAUCCUAGAGACUGGGUUCCCGCGAAUUGUGCCUUUUCAACUCAGCAUGACAAUCCAGACAUUGCGCAAACAGUUCAACCUCCAGCCACCGCAGGAUUAGGAGAGCUCAAUAGUGGCUUGCUAGUGAUUAAUCCAUCGCAAGGGAUUUAUCACAAAAUCCUAGAACAGCUUGCCUCCCCUGCAGCAUCGGAAUAUGAUUUCCCUGACCAAUCCCUCCUCGGCGAUGUCUUUAAGGGUCAAUGGGUUGCGCUGCCGUACAUAUACAAUGCGCUCAAAACACUACGAUGGAAAGGAGUUCAUGACACUAUAUGGCGCGACGAUAAUGUGAAAAAUGUACACUAUAUCCUCAGCCCGAAACCGUGGGAUGAAUUGGCAGAUGGACAAGAUCACGAUCACGAUCCCUCCCAUGCCUGGUGGAAGUCAUUGAAUGCUGAAAGACUAGCAGAAGAACAACAGAGUGGCCUCGCAGACGGUUUUUAA